AUGUUCAACAUGACAUCUGUCUCGUGUACGAAUCGAUUCCAGGAAAUCGGGACAAUACUCGUAAAUCUAUUAGGAAUUCACCUAAUUGUUCACUAUUCGCUCGUCCUCUGUAAAGCAAAGAAGGAAGUGAGAGAAUCCACGAAAGCAGGAGCCUCAUCAAGGUCAGAACCACCUUCUUCUGGUAAACCUGAUCCUGCUCCUGCUUCUGCUUCUGCUCCUGCUCCUGUUCCUCCUGCUCCUGGUCCUAUACUACGUGCCCCAGCACCCGCAGGAAAUGAUGGUGGCGAUGGUGAUUAUGAGAACAUUCGUCUCGGCGACAAUCCUCCGCCACCACCGCCACCGUCUUGA
Molecule: messenger RNA, 348 nt
Organism: Angiostrongylus costaricensis
Lineage: Eukaryota; Metazoa; Nematoda; Chromadorea; Rhabditida; Metastrongylidae
Source: the annotation of a GenBank genome assembly